Exophiala bonariae is the source of this 723-nucleotide messenger RNA. RefSeq lists its product as uncharacterized. Gene Ontology annotation, molecular function: structural constituent of ribosome; RNA binding. NCBI's taxonomy places the organism in Eukaryota, Fungi, Ascomycota, Eurotiomycetes, Chaetothyriales, Herpotrichiellaceae. The record is from RefSeq and is a predicted model, not a curated record. Gene Ontology annotation, biological process: translation. The transcript has 4 exons. The coding region runs from base 1 to 723 and encodes 240 amino acids. Gene Ontology annotation, cellular component: cytosolic large ribosomal subunit; ribosome.
AUGUCUGCAGCGGAUCUUGGCAUCGCACUUGCCCCGUCCGACUGCACCACAAUAUCGUUGAAUUUGCCUUACUUCCCUGUCUCGAAGAAGGCUCUUCAUCAACACCACCGUCAACUUAUCAGCCAUCGCAGCAAGAUGGUCAACCUCACCACCCAGAAGCGCCUCGCUGCGUCUGUCGUGGGAUGCGGCAAGCGCAAGAUUUGGCUCGAUCCUAACGAGGUCAACGAGAUCUCCAACGCCAACUCCCGACAGACGAUCCGAAAGUUGGUUAGCGAUGGACUUAUCAUCCGCAAGCCUGUUGCCGUUCACUCCCGAGCCCGUGCCAGAGAAUUGAAUGCCGCUCGACGAAUUGGCAGACACCGUGGUUUCGGUAAGAGAAAGGGUACAUCUGAUGCAAGAAUGCCUAGCCAAGUCCUAUGGAUGAGACGCCUCCGAGUCCUCCGACGCCUUCUUGUCAAGUACCGUGCUGCAGGAAAGAUCGACAAACAUCUGUACCACAACCUCUAUCAACUCAGCAAGGGUAACACCUUCAAGCACAAGCGUGCUCUGGUCGAACAUAUCCACAAGGCCAAGGCUGAGAAGACCCGUGAGAGACUCCUGAAGGAGGAUAUGGAUGCCAGACGUGCAAAGGUCAAGGCUGCUCGUGAGAGAAAGCAAGAACGCCAGCAGAUCAAGCAGAGACAAUUGGCCGGUGAGGAUGAAGAGGAAGAGACCAAGGAGUAG